Chiloscyllium plagiosum (whitespotted bambooshark) is the source of this 5017-nucleotide messenger RNA. It is a transcript of the gene drc8, whose product is annotated as dynein regulatory complex subunit 8. NCBI's taxonomy places the organism in Eukaryota, Metazoa, Chordata, Chondrichthyes, Orectolobiformes, Hemiscylliidae. Gene Ontology annotation, molecular function: calcium ion binding. The record is from RefSeq and is a predicted model, not a curated record.
AAACGUCGAUUUUCCUGCUCCUCGGAUGCUGCCUGACCUGCUGUGCUUUUCCAGCACCACUCUAAUCUAAAUGUUGCUUUCUCAACCUUAUUCCCACUAAACUACUGACCAGCCAACUUCUCUCCUGGCUCCAAAAUAAGACAAUAUUAUGAGCAAUUCUCCCUCUUCAGAUACUGACCCCUUACCCUUCAAAUCUGCCAUUGUGUUUGGAAAUAUUGUCACUUUCCAACCUCCAUAUCUUCUCCACAUUCUGUGGAACUGUUGUCACUUCCUAAAUUAAGGUUCACCUUUCCUGGAUCACUAUGAUUGAAUCCCUUCAGUCAGGUUUCUGUCACACCAUAUUAACUUGCAUCAAAGUUAUAAGUGAAAGACUGUAUGACUAUGGCAAUGUUAAAUUAUGCCCUGUCUUCUUUCUCAAUUUGUCGGUUGACUUACAUGUAAGUUGAUUGAACUGUCCUCUUCCAAUGAUUCUGCUGUAAGGUAGACUGGUAGGACUUCACCCACCUGGUUCCAAAUUUAUAUAUCUAGUUGCAGCCAGAAUAUCACAUUGGCUUUUUCUUUCCACUCACAAACCAUUACCUCUUGUGACCUGCAGGAAUCUAUCCUUGGCUCUCUCCUCAUUUUUUUCUACACAAGAUACCCUUUGCAACAUCAUGUGAAAAUAUAUUAGUUUCCAGAUGUAUUGAUGAUAUCCAGCUGUCCUCACCAGUACAUCUUCAAAUUCCACUAUGUCUCUAAAUUUUUGUCUGACAUCAAUACUGGAUGAACAGUAAAUUCCUCAAAUGUUGAAAUGAUUGCAGCCAUUUACUUUGGUCCAAUCAGUGACUUCAUUCCUUUGCCAAAGAUCCCAAUUUCUCCUUCAAGAGACUUAAUAUUAGUGUUAUAUUAGACCCCAAAGUGAGCUUCCAACUACAUAUUUACAUCAUUACUAAGAUAAUUUAUUUUCACUCAUCACUCAGGAGUUCACCUGCUGUUGAAACUCUUAUCCAUUCCUUUCUCAUCUGUAGAUUUGAUUAAUUCCCUUCUGCCUGGUGUGGUUCCUGUGUCUUAACUCACACCAAAUCCUGUUAUGACAUCAACCUUGCACUCACUGACCUACGCUGGUUCACUAUUAAGCAAGACGUUGACUUUAAAGUUCUUAUUCUUGGUUAAAUCCCUUCAUAGAUUUAUUCCUAUUUCUGUAAUCUUUUUCGACCUCACUACCUUCUGCAAUCUCUACCCACCUUUAAUUCUGGAUUUUAAAGUCCCAGACAUUAAUCAUUCCACCAUUUGUGGUUGAGAUUUUAAUUACCAAGAACCUAAGCUCUGGAAUUAACUCCCUCUUUCUCCCUCUAACUCUUUUCCUUCUUUAAGAUACAGCACUCCUUUAUUAUCUACCACUUUUUGACCAAGAAGCUUUUGGACAUUUGCCCAAAUAUAUUUUUAUGUUGCUUGAUGUUUCAGAGUGCCCUGUGAAAAACUUUGUGGUGAGAUAUUAAAGAUUCUGUGUCAAUAUAUAUGUUCUAUAAUUGUUUAAUUUAAAGGAUAAAAAUACAUUUUGUUUUAAAAUCAUGAGAGCCAUACUACCCUAGAUCAAGGUACAAAUGCAUGUUUACAUCUUUCCUUGCCUGCUGUUAAGACAGAAGAUAACAAAAAAGUCAAUAACUUUGGUUUAUAUGCAACUUGCCUUCAUUAUACUAAAAUCCUCCAGGGUGCUCACAAAUAAUGGCAAAAGAGACAGCAAUUAAGAAGUGGACGUAAGGACAGGAGGUUGUAGAUUUGAUAGAAAGAUAAAAAACCAGGGGCCAUAGAUUUAGGAUUGGGGCAGGACGUUUAGAUGGCACAUGAGGAAAACAGAGAGCGUUGAAAAUCUGGAACUCUCUGUUUGUGAAAGUGGUAGAGGGAGGUAUCUAAACUCACUGCAGAAGAAUUUAGAUGGACAAUGUCAAGACACACAAGGCUAUGGGCCGAGUGCUGGAAAAUAGAAUAGUUAAGUUCAUCCUGUCAAAAACAAGCCCCUAAGGACAGAAGACCGAAUCUGUACAGUAGACCUCUAUGAGGGUUUCAAACAGGAGAGAGCGAGAGAUCAAGCUGGACACGGUUUUGCAGGCAGUAAAUUUGUUAAAGCACCCUUUGUUACAAAUGUCAACGCUGCAAGGAAAAAGAAACUGGGUUUCUGCAACAUCUUCUCCCAUUUCUUCCCUUCGAUUCACGGCCUCCUUGACAACAGCGCUCCUUAGCAACCGUCCGAAACAAUAUGGCCGAUGACAAAGAAGCGGCAGAGGCAUUAAUAGCAGAGCUUCAGAAGAACAUCAAAGAUGCUUUUGCUGUUUUUGAUCAUGAGUCAAACAACUCUGUGGAUGUCAGGGAAAUUGGCACAAUAAUUAGAUCUCUGGGCUGUUGCCCAAGUGAAGGAGAACUUCAUGAACUGUUGGCAGAGGUGGAGGAAGAGGAACCCACGGGAUAUAUACAACUUGAUAAGUUCCUUCCUAUGAUGACUAGAGUGUUAUUAGAAAGGAAAUACAGACCCCAACCGGAAGACGUUAUUUUGCGAGCAUUUGAGGUGUUGGAUCAAACUAAAAAAGGAUAUCUUACCCAAGAGGAACUUACAAAAUAUUUGACUGAAGAAGGGGAGCCAUUUACACAAGAGGAGAUGGAAGAGAUGCUAUCAGCUGCUGUGGAUCCAGAAAAGAAUAUCAUCUUCUAUAAAGAUUUUGCGGCAGUGAUGACUAUUGAUGACACCUGACUACAUUAGGAGAAAUAUCUUCACAAAAAUUCAAAAGCAAACUGACUCAAACUUAGCAAGAUUUCAAAUAAGUGGAUUCAAGGCAUCUAUUUUAAAAUUGUAACUGUUCUACUUAGACAAAAAUAAACCCUAAUGCAUAAGGCAGUAAAAAAUAUGUCUAAAAUAUUUUAAAAUGUUUUUAUUAGGAGGAUUUAUCCUCACUUAUUACAGUGAAGUUAUUACAUUUUGUUGAUGGAUGUAUAAAUAUUCAUAUACAGCUGUAGUUCUUUAUGUCUGGAUAAAAUUGUAUGUCACAAUUUCAAAGUUGAGACUUCACAGCUCUCAAUAUCUUGAGGGUUGUUCACUUUAGUAUACUCCCAAGACCAGUCCUUUCCAUCCAGCACGUGAUCAAUGCAAAACUAGACAGACUGAUUGAAUGCAGCAAUUUGUCAGAAGAAUUUCUUUUUGGAGAUUUAUUGAGGUCAGUUAUUUGCUGUCUUCAAUAUAUCUCUGCAAAUUGUUCAGUUUUGCUCAAAAUUGCUUAAGGUUGCUCAGUGUAAACUUCAGAAAUAGCAUCUCAUCUAUAACUGGGAGCUUUGAAGCCCCACGGAAUUUAACAUUGCUUUAAACAACUUGAAACCUCAGCAUAACCUUCAUGUAUCUGGGCACGUUAACUGAAUAGUGAAUUAAUUAAUUUGAGAUUUUAACCUUCCACUCAUCUUCUUUUCUUUCUCUUUGCUUCAUUUUUUGUUCUUAUAUAUUUUCUUUGCUUUCGGAGGUUAAAAGCAUAGUUACAACUCCUCUAGAUCUUUGCUUCCAUGUACAUUAACAAUCCCUAUGGCCUUGGACUGUGAAACCUUUUAUUUAAAUCUUCCUCCCUUUCACGCUAUCAUCGAUUUUUUCUUUUGCUUUUCUUCCUACCCUUUUCCUUUUCACUUGCUUCAAACCUAUGAUAUCUCUAACUUUUUCCAGUUCUGAUGAAAAGUCUCAGAAAUGCUGGGCUAGAUUUUCACCCUGGAAAUGGCUUGCAGGAGUCAGUUAAUUUACCUGCUUGCCCCAUCCACCUCAGGAGAAAAGGUGCAAUUUUCUUUCUCUUGGGGCUGGGUGCAUGCUGGAGACAAAUCCUCCACCUUGGAAACAGUACAGAGACAGCCACAUGGAUUGGCACAUACCAAAGUGGGCUGUUUAAAAGGCCUUGGUGCUCAUGAACUUGGUCCCAGGUGUUCUAUUUAAUGUUGGACCCUCUAGGCCUCAACACCUGCAUUCCCCAAGCAUUGCUCCCACACCUCCCCCAUGACCCCUCAUGCUUUCCAUGCCAACCUAUGCUUUCCACUCUCCUCCAUGGCCACUUUAACAUGGAUUGAAGAUACACAGAAACUCUGGAAGUGGUGAUUACAAGGGUCACAUGGGAAGAGAGUGCUGGAGUGAUUGUAGUGUCCUUCUCUGACCGACCUCUGAUAGGCUAUCUAGACUUGUGAAAGCAGGCUUGGGGUCCCUGGCAAGAUAGAAACCUCCCAUUUGAGAGCCAUUUCGAUUUGCUAACUAGAGACUCAGCCAAAAUUCAUUUCUAAAAUCAGCGAAUGACCUGUUAAAAAUAAUAACAUAUUUUGCAUAUGAAUAUUUGUAAUGUUGAUAAUAUUAUUUCUCCUUAUUCCUCCAAUAUUCAUUAAUCAAUGUGUGAUAGUGCAGAGAAAGGGAUAUUUAUGCCAUAUUUGUGCCCAAAGUCGCUCAAACUUAGUCACAGUGAAGAAACAAAUAAAUUGAAUUAAUGUAGCACCUUUUGCAAUCACUGGAUGUGCCAAAGCAGUUUACAAUAAUUAAGUAAUUCAGAAGCGUGCUCAUUGUUGUAAUAUAGGACGCCUUGCAGCCAAUAUGCACACAGCAAACUUCCACAAACAGUAAUGUAAUAAUGACCAGAUAAUCUUUUAAAUAAUUCUUGUUGAAGAAUACGGUUAGCCAGGCUAUUGGCAAUAACUGCCCUGUUAUAGAGUCAUAGAGAUGUACAGCACAGAAACAGACUCUUCAUCCAUGAGACAGUGCCAUAUGAUCUUUUACACCCACCCAAGCAGCCAGAUAAGAUUUCAGUUUAAUAUCUUAUUGGAAAGACAUGGCCUCUGACAGUACAGCACUCUCAGUUCACAACUGCAGUAGCAGCCUUGAUCUUUGUGCCCACACCCUGCAGUGAGACUUGACCCUAGAGCCUUAUAAUGCAAAGGUGAUAGUGCCACAGCUGACAAUGACACAAUGUGAGCUUGAUGCAAAGGAAUCUUUUUCAUCAUAAAGGCAAAAUAUUGUGAUUAUUGGAAAUCUGAA